Molecule: messenger RNA, 2095 nt
Organism: Aspergillus saccharolyticus JOP 1030-1
Lineage: Eukaryota; Fungi; Ascomycota; Eurotiomycetes; Eurotiales; Aspergillaceae
Product: putative cyclopropane-fatty-acyl-phospholipid synthase
Exons: 4
Coding region: 179-1729 (516 amino acids)
Biological process (GO): cellular response to biotic stimulus
Source: RefSeq, a predicted model, not a curated record
CUCGCUCUUCUCCCGCCGUCUCCUCCUACCCGUAAACUUGUAACUCCUCCCUCUUUCCCUCCCUCCUCCUCCUUCUCUUCUUCUUCUACUUCUUCUUUCCACCUCUCUUCUCUUUUUCUUUCUCUCUCUCCUCCCCUCCCCCUUCCCUUCUAUUCUAUCAAUUCGUCUCCUGCCCGACAUGACUGUACAUCCCGAGUCCCUCGAGGACUUCGAGUACAUUGAAACUCCUCCCGCCUCGUGUACCACUCCCGCCGACGAUUGCGGUGUGCGCACGACUUCGUACCCGGCCAUCAAAAAUGCCCCAGUACCGGCCGAUUCCCCUGGAAGCGAUAGCUUUUCCAACACUUUGUUGUUUGCCUUGUUGUUGCUCAUUCCGUGGUACUUCGCUCGUCAAGUUGGCGGUGGCUUCUACACCACCAUCUUCUUCGCUAUCUUUACCACCAUCCCCAUCCUAAUGGCCUUUUGGACCGUGGCUUCCUCCAUCUCUCCUCGCAAGAACGAAAAGGCCAAGUAUGCCGGUCGCCCCGUCGAGUAUUACCUCAACUUUCACAGCGAGCACGACCGUGCCGCUUAUCGUGGCAAGAGCAAGAUCCCCAUGGAGGUUUUCUACGAGAAGUAUUUCAAUGGUGAGGUAGAAUUCAAGGGUGACGCUCUGGAAGCCCUCGAGUUCAGACACGACUGGGCCAACUUCCGUUUCACCAUGGGUCUAUUCAAGCAUUUCCUUUUCGGUUUCAUCCCUGAGAUGAUCAUGCACACUCGCUCCCAGGAUGAGGAACAAGUUCGUGAUCACUAUGACCGCGGUGAUGACUUUUACGCUUGGUUCUUGGGUCCCCGCAUGAUCUACACCUCGGGAAUCAUUAGCGAUAUCAACCGUGAGGAGACCCUUGAGGAACUCCAGGAUAACAAGUUGGCUGUGGUGUGUGAGAAGAUCGGAAUUCAACCAGGUGACACCGUUCUUGAUCUUGGUUGCGGCUGGGGUACUCUGGCAAAAUAUGCUUCGGUUCACUAUGGCGCUCAGGUCACCGGUAUCACUCUCGGUCGUAACCAGACUGCCUGGGGUAACAAAGGUCUCCGCAACGCCGGUAUUGAAGAAUCACAGAGCCGUAUCCUGUGCCUCGAUUACCGUGACGCUCCCCGGGUCAACGGAGGUUAUAAGAAAAUCACCUGCUUGGAAAUGGCCGAGCAUGUUGGUGUCCGUCAUUUCACUACAUUCUUGUCUCAGGUCUACGACAUGCUGGAUGACGAUGGAGUGUUCUUCCUCCAGAUCGCUGGUCUGCGUAAGUCCUGGCAGUAUGAAGAUCUCAUCUGGGGUCUUUUCAUGAACAAAUAUGUCUUCCCCGGAGCCGACGCUAGUACCCCCCUUGGUUUUGUCGUUGAUCGACUGGAGGCCGCCGGAUUUGAGAUCAAGGCUGUCGAUACCAUUGGUGUUCACUAUUCUGCCACCCUCUGGCGCUGGUACCGGAACUGGAUGGGCAACCGUGAGAAGGUCGAGGCCAAGUACGGAAAGAGAUGGUUCAAGAUCUGGGAGUACUUCUUGGCUUACUCUACCAUCACCUCUCGCCAGGGUGGAGCCACGUGUUGGCAACUUACCCUUGUCAAGAACAUUAACUCCACUCACCGUGUUGAGGGCAUCAACCGUCAGUUCGGUCUCAUCGGUGCCCGUCAGUCCGCUAUCGACAGAGUUGGUCACGGGGUUGUCCCAAGCGCUCACGUGCCCAAGAAGGUUUAGGAUGGGCCUUCUGGCAUCCUUGCUAUAGGUAGGUGCAUCUGGCGCCUACACACGACAAGUCUCUAAGUUACAAGUUGUGAACACGGCGGCUUUCGACUGACUUGACAGAAAAGAACAUGGUCUCUGGACUUCUAAUGAUGGAGACCUAAGGAAUAAUGAGAUGUUGAAAGAAAAAUGGGGGUGGGGAUUGAAAGGGGGUCGGGUCUAUUCAAAGGACAUGAUUGUGGGCAGAUCGCGCACUGGAAUGACGAAGUGAAUUAUGUACGAGGGUUCUGAUGUAUAUAACCAGUCCGGCUCCAAGAAAAGCAAGACGGCUGUGUAGUUCAUACAGAACGGCAUGUAUUAAUGAAUUAGACAAGCGCGACG